AUGGAGCCUUAUAAAGACACCGGCCCGCUUGACUGUAAUGGGGAAAUCGAUACUACAUCAAUCCAAGGGAAGACAGCUAUUAUCACGGGAGGUAGGAGUCAAAUCACUCCGUUCCACGUCUUGGCUUUCGUCAUCAUUGCCGAUAUUAACGAGGCGGGCGGGGUUGAACUCGCUUCGAAAUUGCAACGCACAAAGUUCGUCAAGUGCAACGUCACUCAGUGGUCAGAUCAAUUGAAGAUGUUCAAGGAAGCCAUCGAAUUUUCGCUUAAGAAGAGAGUGGAUAUUGUUGUUGCCAAUGCUGGAAUAUCUGGGGUUGACUCGGUUUUUGCGUUUGAGGAUCAGGAAGAGCUCGAGGAGCCGGCUCUGAAGAUUGUGAACAUCAACUUAAUUGGAGUAUUUUACACUAUUAAGCUAGCUUUGCAUUGCUUCAGACGCCAGCAUGCGGCGCAGUUACAACCUAUGCAGGAUACACUCUUAGUGCUACAGGGAUCUAUGGGUGGUUAUCUCGAGGCAGCAGCGACAUUGGAAUAUUGUGCAUCCAAGUUUGCUCUCCGCGGUUUGAUGCGAUGCCUAAGAAGGACCUCUUGGAUGCAUGGAACUCGUGUCAACUACAUUGCUCCAGGAUUCAUCAAAACAAACUUAAUGAUCGACGAAGUAGCCCAUACUCUUGCGUCUUCCGAAAUUUUUCUAUUCAUCCACCAUUUACAUUUCCAAUAA
This is a messenger RNA of Penicillium cataractarum, 717 nucleotides long. RefSeq lists its product as uncharacterized. Gene Ontology annotation, molecular function: oxidoreductase activity. The record is from RefSeq and is a predicted model, not a curated record. Bases 1 to 717 code for a protein of 238 amino acids. The transcript has 5 exons. Lineage: Eukaryota; Fungi; Ascomycota; Eurotiomycetes; Eurotiales; Aspergillaceae.